UGGUUUUCAUCAGGUACUCUAAAACAGAGCGACAGUAAAUAGAGAGAGUGAGAGAGAGGGAUAGUGAUUGAGAGAGGAAGAGAGAUGGCAAGGUGGUGUAUCAUGGUGAUUCUUGCUCUUGCUGUAGUCCACACUACAGCAAGAACUGUGCCAAGUGAUGCUGGCCUCGACGACCAAAAGAACUUCGUCUCAUUCGGUGGGGUUGGCGGCUAUUCCGGACUUGGCGGUAAUGGACUUCCCUUUGGUGGAGUUGGUGGAGCUGCUGGGAUUGGUGGAGGACUUGGAGGUGGAGGUGGAGGUGGCUUAGGUGGAGGACUUGGAGGUGGAGGUGGCUUAGGUGGAGGACUUGGAGGUGGAUCUGGCUUAGGUGGACUCGGUGGUCUUGGUGGUUUGGGUGGUAUUGGUGGUGGUGUUGGCGGUGGAGCCGGUGGUGGCGCUGGAGGUGGGAACGGUGUUCUUCCAUUCCCUUGAGCUUGAAGUUUGGCAUUUAAAUUUAGCUUAUGAUCUACGACUACUAGUGUUUUUAACUUAUUUAGUGUGUUGGCAGUUAAGUUAGUUGUGUGAGAACGAUAUGUCUUAGUACUUUGUUGUGUUUCCUUAUGUCUACGUUCGUAGUCAAAAGACUCAAAAAUAAUAGCUUGUAAAGUGUUUCCAUUUGUAGCCUUUGAGUUACUUAGGUUUUUAUGGCCUUGUAACGUUUCUGCAUUCAAACAUUAUCGAAAUACGUACAUUGCGUUGUGUGACA
Quercus lobata is the source of this 745-nucleotide messenger RNA. Its product is annotated as acanthoscurrin-1-like. NCBI's taxonomy places the organism in Eukaryota, Viridiplantae, Streptophyta, Magnoliopsida, Fagales, Fagaceae. Bases 85 to 471 code for a protein of 128 amino acids. The transcript has a single exon. The record is from RefSeq and is a predicted model, not a curated record.